Messenger RNA from Cryptotermes secundus, 8240 nucleotides. RefSeq names its product apoptosis-stimulating of p53 protein 1 (gene ASPP). The record is from RefSeq and is a predicted model, not a curated record. The coding region runs from base 522 to 4454 and encodes 1310 amino acids. The transcript is spliced from 15 exons. Gene Ontology annotation, biological process: regulation of apoptotic process. Gene Ontology annotation, cellular component: nucleus. Gene Ontology annotation, molecular function: p53 binding. NCBI's taxonomy places the organism in Eukaryota, Metazoa, Arthropoda, Insecta, Blattodea, Kalotermitidae.
UUCACUAUGAGAGGUUGUCACGGCGUUGUCGGUAUUUGUUGUGUGUCGUAGUGGUUAGUGAUGUAGAAUUUAGUAGUCCGUGUCGAGCAAGGUUGUUCGUAAUUUGUUUUAUUAUCCUUGCUACGUCACAGAAUACUGUUUACAUUGUGCACGUACAAGUGGAUGCAGCGCAUUAUCUGACAGAUCUAAAAGAAAAUUAAGGAGUCUUUACGUGUGAAUGUGGCGGACGUUUAGUCUGUUUACUUUGUAUUAGAGCAUCUCAGAAGACCAUGUGACAAGAAUUCAGAAGAUCCGAUGAGACUGAAGUUCCCUGGAAUGUAGCUACAUAACUCUUGUCUUGGAGCUGAGGGUGAGCGACAGGUUGAAAUGGAAGACUCCAGAUUCACGACCCCUUGUGACUAUGAUGAUAUUUCCGGGAUUGUCGCCGAACGACCAGCGAGAAACUGUGUAACGGGUUAGAAGCCAGGACACUAACUACAUAUCUUACGAAUAGCAGAUCGGCGUCUGUCGAAGUGAGAACAAUGCUUGCGUGUGUGUGUACGCCGCCGGAUACUCGCCUCUUCUCGGCGUCUAGUGUGGGAGGCACGAAAAUAAAGACGCCCAGUAGACGGGGGAUUACUGAAGGUCCGUCAUUCGCUUCUCUGCCGGUGCCCACCACGCAUUUGCCAAGCCGACGGUCACCUCCCGCCACCACCAGUAGCGCUACCGUCGCGAACAGCAUUGUUGUCACCACUCCUCAAGUUACGGAGAAUGAACUGGCAACCCCUGAUCCCAAAGAAAGUGAAGACAACUCUUCCGAUGUACAGCUGCCAGACGGGGUGGAGCUGACGCUAGGGGAGCUUCAGGAGAUGGCCUGCAGGCAGCAGCACCAAAUAGACUCGCAGCACCAACUGCUAGUGGCAAAGGAACAGCGCCUUCGCUUCUUGAAACAGCAAGAGGCGCGGCAUCACCAGGUGGCGGCUGAAAAUGAGCGGCUUCGGCGGCUCCGGGAUCGAGUCGAGGCGCAGGAACUGAAACUCCGGAAGCUCCGGGCUCUGCGUGGACAGGUGGACCAGAAUAAACUCAACAAUGCCUCCCUCACAUCGGAUCUGGACUCAAUCCGAGCACUUUUCAAUGAAAAGGAGAAGGAGCUGUCACUGGCAGUUGCAAAGGUGGAGGAGCUGACACAUCAACUUGAGGAGCUGAAGAGAGGUCGGGGUGCUAGUGCCAGGGAUCAGCAGCAACAGACACCCUCCCCUGCGGCUCUUGAGCUUGACAAAUUGAGGCGUGAACUUAUGUAUCGUAACAAGCUCAAUGAGCAGCAGAAUGCCCGUCUAUGCCAGCAGAGGGAAGCACUGUCACAGCGCCAAGAAGAGAUGAGCAACAUUGACAAACGUAUUUCCGAAUUACAAGAUAGACUGCAUCGAAAGCGACUUCUGAACCAGCAGAUGGCAAACCAGAUCACAGCAGCAAGUAACAAAGCAUCAGGACAGCAACAGUUAAGGUCUGUUGCAUCUGCUACAACAAUCCAGCAGCACCAGUAUCACCAGCAGCAGGUGCAGGGAGGGAAAGGCAAGUUGCUGCGACCUCUGACUAGUGGGAACAUUGCUACCAUAGAGCCUUACCAUCAUGUGCCAGUCACAUCCAGUGACCCUGAAAAGCAGUCUGGCAUCAGUGGUGGAAUAUAUGGUGGCCAGAAACAAGCUGCACAGAUCCGUCCCAUUGUUGGGGAUGGCAUCACUCAUCUCGGGAAAGAAGGGCCUUAUCACAGCAAACAUAUCCAUCAGCAGUCAGAUGGAAUGUCAUCACAGGACCACAAGAAUCAUGCAUCUUCGCAGGAUGACUUCCACAACAAGCUUGUGGGCAUCAGUGGCGGAAGUGGAAGCAAUUUGAACACUACAGCAGUGAAUAAUGGUAGCUCAACCCAAAACAGCAGCACCAAGAAUAAGGACAAGGAUGACCAGUAUCUACCAGAGUUUGGAGGCAGCAAAUCAGAUCCCAAAUAUCAGACACUGCCUUACAAUACUAAAUUCACUGUCAACUUUGUCUCGUCGGCAGCAAGCAAAGUCACACCACCUGACAAAAGAGACUCAGUACCCUCAGAUGCUUCUCAGAGAAACAACAGUGAUACAAAUGAAACUGCGAUGAAAAAUAACAACAACAAUAUUAACAGCAUGAACAAUAAUAACAACAUCAAUAACCCAUCAGCCCAGCAGCAGUUGAUGACAGUCCAUAGCAUGCCCAUACCUGCACUAUCUGGUGUGAGUAAAGGACUAGCCACACCAUUAUUGAACCAGAGCCAGCAGCCACCUCAUCGUACCGAACAGUCCCUGGCAUAUCAGCAGCAGCCUAUAAACAAAAUGACUACAUCUGCUGUAACAGCCCAGAUGUUGGGGCACAUAGCACCAAGACCAUUUGGCUCAUCCCAUUCAUCAUACACAAACGCAGGUUUGUCCCGUGGUCAGCCAGUAGGUGGGACAUCGUCAACAACAUCAUCAACUUCGUCUCUUGCAACCAACAGUAGUAGCACCAGCUCAUCCAUCAGUCACCAAAAACCUGUAAGCAGUGUGGCACCCACAUCAGUUCAGCACCAGAAACCAUCACCAAUCUACCAGACGUCAUCUACCAAAAUCCACCCUGUGCAGCCACAGACACUGAGUUCAACCCCACAGGGCAUUCUGCGUGAGCUGAGGGGUGACUUGUCACCGCCACAGAGCACUUCCACCCCUGUUGGUACUCCUGAAGGAAUGCAUGAGAACCGACAUUGUGCUGGUAAACCUGCUCUGCCACCAAAACCUGCGUUACCUGUGAAACCCACUCCACCCCCUCGACAAACGCAGCAUUGCACACCUUCAGCAGUGAAUACAGCAGAGCUGGAUGUGGGGCGAGUGGACAUAUCUGCUGAUGCUGUAGAUUCAGCACUCAAUGUGCUCAGGGGAGCACCUGCUGGACUGAGGGGAGGGCUGACAUCCCACCAAGAACAACUGCUGACCAAAUUGAGCCAGCAGCAAGUGCCUUCUGAGUUGGAUGAGAAUCAGCUUCCACAACGACAGACAUCCUCCACAGUGACUACUCCAUGUCCUCCCCCUCCACCACCGACAUCUGAACCUCCGGAUGACAUAGUAUUGGCAAACGUCCCUAACCAAAAGCGGUUUGCAGGAGUGGGUGGUAAUUCUGGCAGUGACAACAUUAUGCCAAUAAUCAAAGCCUGUCCACUAACCAUCAAGAAACAGCCAUCAUCAGAGCAUCCAAAAUUGAAAGCUGUAAACUUUGUUGGAAAUGGCCAGAAUGGUGUGGCUGCAUCUUCCAGUGUGAAUGGAAGCAGUGGUGCCAAUGUUAGUGGUGUCAAUAACAAUGGUAACAGUGGUGUUCAUGUUAGCAUCAAUCGCAGGAUUGAGAUGCCCCCAGCAUUCUUAUUCCCAGAGACUGAAGCACCUCCAGCAGACCUUAUAUCCUCAUCUUCAGGAUCAGAACAGUCCUCAGCUACAUUCUCAUCGACAACUUCGUUGACACUGAGCAAUAGUACAGUGACACCUAGUGGAAUAUCAACUGGAAACAUGAAUUUGGGUGUUGGCGCAGAUGAGGUGGACAGGGCAGUGGUUGAGCCAUUGAGUGGAAGUGAAGUAGAUAAUAACAACUUUGUGACAAGGAAAGUUGUGGUUGGAGAGGAGAAUGGCAAUCAGCAGAAGCAGGACACCCUGGUAGAUGCUCUCAACAAUAUCAAUGCAGCAACUCAGGAGCAGCAGGAUAUGACAGGUGAGCACAUGCCUCAGCAUAUUAUGGUACGGAGAGCGAAAAAAGGAAACCUUAAGGCAGGAGCAUCAAACAAAGUAGCCCCCGGAGGAUCGCGCCGUGUAAGCUUUGACCCUCUCGCUCUUCUUCUGGAUGCUUCACUGGAAGGGGAACUUGAACUGGUCCGCAAAACAGCGGGUCAAGUGAGCAAUCCAAGUGCAGCCAAUGACGAAGGUAUCACUGCACUCCACAAUGCCAUCUGUGCUGGACACCUUGAUAUUGUCAAGUUCCUGGUUGAGUUUGGGUGUGAUGUCAAUGCUCAGGAUAGCGAUGGAUGGACUCCAUUACACUGUGCAGCUUCUUGCAACAAUCUUGCAAUGGUUCGCUUCCUGGUAGAACAUGGGGCAUGCAUCUUUGCUACAACUCUGUCUGACCAUGAGACAGCAGCUGAGAAGUGUGAAGAAGAUGAAGAGGGUUUUGAUGGGUGCUCAGAAUAUCUUUACAGUGUUCAGGAAAAGCUGGGAAUUUUGAACAGUGGCGUUGUGUAUGCUGUAUAUGACUACGAGGCUCACAAUUCUGAUGAGCUAAGCUUCAAGGAGGGGGACAAGCUCAUUGUCCUUCGUAAGGGAGAUGAGUGGGAACGAGAGUGGUGGUGGUCUCGACUCAAUGACCAGGAGGGCUACAUCCCACGUAACUUGCUUGGUCUUUACCCAAGAGUUCAGGCUAGCAAGAAGCCAGAAUGAUUGUUGUAAGAGCAGAAAUCAAGACUGCAACUUGUCUUGGUGACACUUUGUUUGGAGUUGUAUUCAAGAGUCCAGGCUACAAGAGGACAGAAUGAUUGUCAUAAGAGCAGGAACCAAGCCUGCAGUGCAUCCUGGUGACACUAUCAUAGCAUAGAGCCUGUUAUUACAAUGUUCAUAUAUUUUUUUCUCUACAGUUUUGAUGUAAAAUAAGAAUGAGGCGUGAUUAUAAAUCUCAGGUGGAAUAGUACUUACUCUAAUUAGUAAGGUCAAACAAAGGUUAGAGACUAUACAAAGAAAUUUUAAAAUGAGAUCAUUUAUCUUAUCAGUGUACUUAAGGUAAUCUUGUUUCCUGUCUUAUAUAUAUACAGAAGAUACUGUGCCUUGUUUUUAACGUGUACCUAAUAAUAAUAUGUAAUAUUGAUACAACAAAAGGCAAGGUACAGAUAUAUACAGAAAUAUUUUAAAUACUUGAAUAUACUAGCUGUGCUAGUCACCUAUUGAGAUAUUAAACUUAGUAUUGUAAAUAUGUGCCCUUAGAGGAGUCUAUUGAAUUUGGCUCUGUUGAUGUGCAAGUGUCUUGAUAAGUACCAAAAAUUGUUAGAUAAUGGUUUGGGGAGGGUGUCAAUAAGAGCCUAUUUGAAUGCAGCCAGCCCAUUACAGCUGUAGCCUUCACAGAAAUUAUGGCUAGUUGGGUAGGAAAUUCAAAUUCAUCAUUCUUUAACUUUUGUAAUAUAAAAUGUUUGUAUAACACUGAAACAAGCACAAUUUAAAAUGUUAUCCUGUUUUUCUUUAUGAGUUCCCCAAAACUGUUUUUUGGUUAGCCCAGUAUUAAGGGAGCACACUCAUGUCUCAUGUUUUAGCUUCCUUCUGACCCUUGCAUCUCAUUCCUGAAGCUUUCGUUCCCUGUCUGUGCAUAGUUGGAUAACAGCUACACUUUGCCAAGAGUCUUCAGAUGAAAGAGACAGCCAGUGAUCAAGGGAAAACUGCGGCUGUCAUUGAAGGGCUUAGGAUCAGACAGUCCUAUGUCACUUCACAGUCACUUUGAGAUAUAUUAAGAAAUGUGUUAUAAAUAAAUCAAAUAAUCAUGUUAAUUUUAUUCAUAUUUAUUAUUACAUGUUUGAACUUGUAUGGUACAUGUCUUAUCAUGUUUUAAUAUCUGAAUAACCAUUGCUGAGGUAAAAUUAAUGUGACUUUAGUUUAAUGAGGCAUGAGACUUUAUGGAAACAAUAAUAUCUUGUUUGCAUAAAACAAAGAACUGAUAUAGACUACUGGUACUUGAAAUUGCUUCAUUUCUUUUUCUUUUGAAUGUGAAAGUUGUGUUGCAUAUGAUAAUACAUAAUUAUAGCUAUAAAUUAAUUACUCCAAACAGUGAAAGCAGUUCAGAAUCAAAUUCCUGACACUGAUUCACAUAUCACUUAUGAGAUAUGAUGCCUGAUCUCAGUAUUUCAUAGAUGGUGUGAUUCACUGCUUGAAUAUAUGACAGAACAUCUGGGACAUCUUUUAGAUAUCAGAAAUGUAACAUGAGAUGGUUUCCUUUAGUUGCAGUUGCAUACAGCCUGAAAACAACUUUGUGGGUUGUAAACAGCUUGAGUGCAAUUGUUUUGAAAAGUUAUCGGUUUUUGCAAAGCCACAAUCAGACGGCAAGUAUGUAAGACCAUCUACCAUGUUCAGUGAUGCUGAAAUGAUUUGAAUGGUUGAGCUGGAGCCAUUUUGUAUCUGUUUUACAGGUCUUCUUCUGCCCCAGACAGUUAUCAGAAUAUAUCAGUUCCUCAGUUCACAGUGGCUUCAUCCCACAUGAACAUGCAUCCUUGAUCUUAGACACGGUUGCUUGUACUGAAGUUGUAUGUCCACAUUUUAUAUUUGUAAAUUGCAGGCACACAUGAGAGCUGUGGAAUGGCAAAGCUUGUUGCAGAUUCAUUAACAGAACUAAUCCCUGCUCUGGGUUGCCUUUAGCCUGUUUUGACUCGGUUUUCAAGUUUUCAUUUGAUUAGCCUCAUCUAAAUGAAACAUGCAUUUUCAGAGUCUUUGUUUAACCUCCAUUGCCCUCAGCUUAAUUCAUUUUUAUGAAAGUUCAUCACAUAUCCUACAAGUGUUGCAUUUAAGCAUUUCUUCGCUGUGGUUCCUAAUGGUUCUUAUCUCUAAUUUUAUUUUUUGGAGGUCUUAAAAUUGCAUGUAUUUCCUUAUGUUUUCCCUGUGGUGAUACCAUCUUACCACAGGAAAACCGUUUAUUUGAUAAUGAAUUUGAACUUGUGAUGUGGUAUCACCAGGCAAGAAAUUUACAGAUUAUUAUAUUUUAAACAAAAUAUUUAGGCAACAGGGCUAGUGUGACUUGAUGCUGUUGUCAUGGUCUUUCGCACUAGAACAUGUGACUCUGCAGAACUCUUGACAGUGGCUGUCAAAAUCAGUGUGUGGGUGAGGAAUAUGCCACUGUACUAAGCAUCCUCUGGUAUUCACUUGUUUAAGAAAUUCCCUCUUACACAUUCCCAGAGUUCAUCACUCCUAUCAUCACAGAUGCCCACAGCUGAGCUCUGUCCAGAGCCAUACCAAGUCAGGUCACAUCCCUACAGCCCUUUCCUAAAAUUUUAAUAUAAAUUUCUGGAAUUUCAAAUUCAAUAUCCCUGAUAUGUUUAAUGACAGAUUUUCAGUUGCUUUUGUUGCAGGAUGUUGAUUGGUAUAUCCUAUCUGACACUUAGAACAGUUCUACCCAUACAAAGUAAUAUGUUAUGUUUCUGUUUUCUCACACUGGUCUGUUUCUUACAUAAGAUGCUAGUGAUACCAGUUCUUAGUUUAAGUGUUCAAAAAGUCGUUUUGAAUUUGGAUUUAAUCUUACUAAUAUAUUAUUUUUCUGUAUAUUAUCAUUGCCCUGUUUUCUAAAUGUAAGAGCAUCUCUUUGUUGUAAUAGGUUUCCAGUCAUUCUGAGCUUCAAAAGCUGUUAACAGUUUUACUGUUACUGUGGUGGUGUUAUGUGUAGCUAAAGAAGGAUAGUACCUGGUUUUGUAAAGCAUACAAGUGGUCAUGUGCACAGAAGCAAAGAAUAACAAAUUGUUUUGAACAUGUUAACAAUAUUUAAAGGAAAAAUCCACAGAAAGAAUAUAAGUUGGUUUGUGAGUGAAACUGAAGAAACUGCAUGCACUUCAAGAGUUUCAUUUUUGCAUAGAAGAGAUAAUGGCUGUGCAAUAAAUUAUUCAGGUAAGUCUUAUAAUUAUUUCUUCACAUACGAAUAAGUCUGCCACCUCAAAGUGAAGACCAUAAAAACCUGUUUUACAAUGUAUUUGUGCACUGGCCAUGUGUUCAACUUGCAGUCUGUAAUGUACCUGAUUGAACUAUGCUGUCCCACUAUAUGCAGCUAUGCUGCUACUGCAAUAACUGUAAUCUUUUGUUAAACUCAUGGUGUGAUUUUGAAUUAUGAGCUGGAAAGGACAUAAACAUAACCUGUUUUAAGGCAUCCCAGCAUUUCUGUGAAGGAACUGUGGAAAUUCAUGAAAAGCCUGUCAGAACAGCUUGUUGAGGUAAGAUCCAAAGCUGGUAUCUUUUUGAUACAAAUGAAGACUGCCAGGCACUGAACAUCAUAAUGUAUAUGAAACUUCCACCAAACUUACAUUUAUUGUUGGAUACUUCCAUUUCAGCUUUUUGUUGCUAGGUAUUAUUUGAUAUUUGGAACACACUAAAAAGAAGUGCUGACAUCUUUGGGCAGGCUGCAUAGAUGUAGUCUCUUGCUACUAUGUCUGUUAAAUAUCAAUAAAUUAUUAUCAAAUAUUAAGAACAAUAAAGUGCCUUACUUUUACA